UAGCCUUCUACAGUCCAAGCUGUUGAUAGUUAAGGCUUUGCCUCCAUGCAGCCUUUGCCUCGUCAACCACAUUUCCUCCUAGUUGGGGAAGGAAACUUCUCCUUCUCAGUCCAUUUGUAUGAAGAAAGAGGCUCUGAGGUUCAUAUUAUUGCAACCUGCUAUGGUAGCGAAGAGUCUAUUUCUGGACAAGUUUUCACCAAGUCCAACGUACAGUUUCUAAGAGACAAAGGUGCUGAAGUCUACUUUUCUGUCAACUGCACAAAACUGAAGGAAUACUUCUUGCCAGCUGUGAGGAAUUUUGACCGUAUUUAUUUUAAUUUCCCCCAUUGUGGAAAAAAGGCUGGAAUAAAAAAGAACAGGGAGCUUCUUGCCAAGUUUUUCUGUAGCUGUGCAGAUGUUCUGGCAGAGAAAGGAGAAAUCCAUGUGGCACUUUGCAGAGGACAAGGGGGAACCCCUGCAGACCAGCCUGUGCGGGAGUGGCACAACAGCUGGCAAGUGGUGGCAAUGGCAGCAGAAGCAGGAUUUAUCUUGAGCGGCAUUCAGCCAUUUAACAUCAGGGAUGCUGGUGGAUAUAAAUGUACAGGCUACAGGAAUCAGGAUAAAUCUUUCUGCAUUGAAGGAGCCGUGAAUCACAUAUUCACCCGGAGUAUGCCAUUUCCCCAUUCAAGACCUUUGAUUUGCGAAGUGGAGCUGGAAGGCAAACCAGUUUCUUGCCAAAUUCCACAGAUAUUUGUAGAUAAGAUAAACAGGAACUACUUAGAUAUUAAUUCGAACCAUCCUGUAAGAACUAUAAAUGAAAAGCUAAUUGAGGAGCUCGGCAGAUUUUUCCCAGUUCAGAAAGUGAAUUCUUCGCUUCCCUUGGUAUACAAAGACACUUCUGCUUCUCCUUCCACACCAGAUGCCUUUUGGAUAGUUCCUGUUGCCCAAAGACACUCCAAAAUUAAUUCUGUGGCUACUAAAAGUGACAUGGAGAUGUUUGUUUCUUCAGGCUUCCCUAACUGGGAAGGAACCAAUCAGGAUCUUGAUUUGAGUUGGACCUCGGGACAAUAUUAUCUUCGGCCUUCCCUGUUGAUUUUUCUUCAUUCUAUUAUAAAGCAGACAGACUUUUCCCCUCGGACUCUGUUGGCCCUCAGCGGACUGGCCUUUAAAAAAUGUAAGCUCUCUGUUCACGUUCCUCCCAUUUUUCAUGAGGCCAUCUUUGUCUGUGCAGUUAAGAAAGACUCAGAAGAUGCGCAGCUCCUGAUAGAAAACCUCAGAGAUACGUUAAACUCUUUACUCCCGUUGUCAGGUGUUAAGUUGGACUCUCUGAAGCAGGACCCAGAAACCAAUCAACAGGAUACCUUUUUUCCUUCUUCUUCUUCCCUUUUCCUGCACAAACCCAAAUACGGUGUGACCGUGAGCUGCGAGGGCUUUGAUUCUGGCACGAAGGAACUUUGUGUGGGAACAAUAAACACCGUUCCAUGGCCACCUUCAAGUGCCGAUCAAGACAUUGUUUGCGUUUCUUUGAACCUCGAUCUUCUGGCAAUGUGCAUGUGUGGAAUUUCUGACUGGCGCAUGCUCUGGACUUCGGAUGAGCGUUUUGCAAACCAGUUUGCGGGGGGGCAUUUAGGCCUUUUCGAGAACUUUUCCCUCCAUCCGCCAACCUACGUGCAUGGCAUCAGCUUCUGGGUUCCAGAAACAGAAGCAUUCCAUGAAACCCAGUUUCACACUAUUGCCAGGCGCGUGUCUUUGGAAACGGUUGUGUCCAUCCAGCUGCUUGAGAGUUUUCGGCACCCGGGCACAGCACGAACCAGCCUGUGCUACAGGCUCAUCUACCAAUCUUGUGACAAAGCACUCGGUCGCCAUCAGGUGGCCGCCAUGCAGAUGGAGCUUAGGAAGGAACUGCAGUGCUGCCUGCGGGUGAUGGUUAGGUAGGAAGACGGGAAGGGAAACCUGGGAGAGAGUGGUUUUUGCCACAGACCAGUAUGUUGGUUCUUGUGAGCUGUCUGGAUGUUACAAUGAGAGGUCUGUGUGAGUGUGCUUUUACCUCGUGUUACACCAUGUGGCACCACAUCACUUUUCUUCACGCUGUUCCUUAGGUUGGGAGUUGUAUAACCUGGGGACCUUGGAAGUUGCUAUCGCAACACGUGUCAGAAGAGGAAAAUGGUUAAAUAUGCGACAAGUAAACCUGUUAGCUCAAGAGCCAGUUUGGUGUAGUGGUUAAGGCAGUGUUUCUCAACCUUGGCAACUUGAAGACGUCUGGACUUCAACUCCCAGAAUUCCCCAGCCAGCUGUGCUGGCUGGGGAGUUCUGGGAGUUGAAGUCCAGACGUCUUCAAGUUGCCAAGGUUGAGAAAC
Molecule: messenger RNA, 2336 nt
Organism: Candoia aspera
Lineage: Eukaryota; Metazoa; Chordata; Lepidosauria; Squamata; Candoiidae
Gene: FDXACB1
Product: ferredoxin-fold anticodon binding domain containing 1
Exons: 5
Coding region: 46-1914 (622 amino acids)
Biological process (GO): rRNA base methylation
Cellular component (GO): cytoplasm
Molecular function (GO): rRNA (uridine-N3-)-methyltransferase activity
Source: RefSeq, a predicted model, not a curated record